AUGUCUGGAAAGUUCUACUUGUUUGAUAAGACUGGAUCACACUUUGCCGCGAUUGGCAGAGAUAAUAUAUUGAGAGUUUGGAAUGUCCAGAAGAACAUCAUCACCUUCUCAUUCAGCUCCACCAACAAUGAUGUCAAGUUCAACUGUUUGACCUGGUUCUCAAUGAAACAAGUUGCCAAUCCAAAGUUGUUGCUGGCUGCUGGUAUGACUAAUGGUGACAUUAACAUUUAUGAUAUAUUGGAUGGAAAACAGUUAAAGUCAUUGACUGGAUCACAUAGCUGCAGGGUCAAUGAUGUGGUAUUCGCAGGCGAUGCUGGAAACCACCUAUACUCGGCCGAUCAAGAUGGCACGGUCAUUCAGUGGAGCGUCGAGCAGGCACAAAAGAUCACAAGCUUCGCCGUUGAGGAGAACCGUCCAGUGUUCAAGCUGGCGGUCAACGCACAUGCCACCCGUCUGGUGUCGGGCGCGAGUCAGGUGCGCAUCUGGGAGUUGUCGUCACAGCAGCAGAUUGGCAAAAUCAAGUCGUCAAAGGAGCUCAGAUCGCUAGCGUUCAGCGAUGAGACGUCGCGCGACGUGCUGGUCGGCUCAACAGCCGAUCGCUACAUGCGUGUCUAUGAGUUGAGCGACAAGGGACUAAAGAGUGGCGAGGCUUCACACAUGAUCAGGUGCGAUACCAACAUUAGAGGUCUGCACAUGCUGACCCAGCCCACCAAGCUAGAGACAUUCUACUACUUUGCCGCCAUCACUGACGCCAAGGUCAUCGAAGUGUUCAAGGCCACCGCUCAAAAGACAGUCUCCUCGCAGACCAAGUUCAAGUUGCAAGACAAUGUCGAUCUCAUAAGUGUUACAUUCCUCAACUCUGAGGAGUUGGCUCUGGCCCAAGGACCUCUCUCCUCACCAUCACAGAUUAAGUUUGAAAUAAUUAAAUUUAGCCAGAAGGGCGAAUUGUUGGAGACAACAUCAAACAUUGAGUAUCAUUCAAAGGAUCCAAAGUCCAAGGGUGGAGUUGGAAGCACUAGCAAGCAGGUGGUCUCAACAACUGGCGAUGCCGCCCAACUCAAUGUCGAAGAGCAGAUUAUUGGAGUGGACAUGAAGUCCGUUGAUAACAGUGCCAAGAACGCCGGUACAGUUGUCGACAUGAUUACACAGGCGCUCCAAUCAUCCGAUAUCGCACUGCUCAGCAGGGCAUUGCAAGUCAACCAAGUGGUACUCCAGAACACAGUCAAGGCGCUGCCGUCGCCCUAUGCAUUCAGUUUGCUCAAGAGGAUCAUCUCGGACCUUGCCACAGACUACCAGAAAUCCCACUACUUGAUCAGUUGGGUCAACAACAUUAUCAAGGAGCACUCGACAUACUUGCUUACCGUGCCCAACCUGAGAUCACAACUGUCUAUUCUCAACUCGAUCGUGGAGGAUAAGUUCAAGCUGCACGAGUCGCUAACCAAGCUGGUGGCCAAGUGCGAGCUGGUCGAGAGCAAGUCGCAAUCAAAGAAGGUGGUCUCGAUUGACUUUGAGCCGGUGCUGGUGUACCAGGACAACAGCGAGGAUGAGAACGAUGAGAGCGAGGACAGUGACGACAUGGACGACGACGCACUUUUGGAUGAUGUCAGUAUGAGUGAGAGUGACGACCAAGACGACCUUGGAUCAGAUCUCGACGACGAGGAUAUUGCUGAUCUGAUGGAUGGCGACGACAUGUUCUAA
Messenger RNA from Acytostelium subglobosum LB1, 1698 nucleotides. RefSeq lists its product as hypothetical. NCBI's taxonomy places the organism in Eukaryota, Evosea, Eumycetozoa, Acytosteliales, Acytosteliaceae. The record is from RefSeq and is a predicted model, not a curated record. Gene Ontology annotation, biological process: maturation of SSU-rRNA from tricistronic rRNA transcript (SSU-rRNA, 5.8S rRNA, LSU-rRNA). The transcript has 4 exons. Gene Ontology annotation, molecular function: protein binding. Gene Ontology annotation, cellular component: nucleolus. Bases 1 to 1698 code for a protein of 565 amino acids.